AGUGCCCUAGGGAAAGAAGUGCCCUCGGUUUGCUCCCUUCGAGCACUGAUUCGGCUCAUGGCUUUAAAAUAAAACCUCUAAAUACAGUAAUUUAAAGCUGUGUGGAGGAUUUAUCAGAAGCAGAUGGCGUGUGCCAGAGUUCCUCUAGACGAGCAGCAGGUGACAGAGGGUCCGAAGGGACGAGAGCGAACCCUUCCAGCUCUGCAUCCCGAGCGUAAAGAGGACCGCUGCUUCAUGCUCUAUCAACCCCCACCUGAGGACGCCUCACCUGCACAGGUAGAGGAAUUCCUGGAGCAUGCCCAGUUCAUCUCUGAGGAUCUGGAGUGGCUGCUGGCGCUACCCCACGACAAGUUCUGGUGCCAGGUGGUGUUUGACGAGUCACUCCAGAAGUGUUUGGACUCGUAUCUGAGAAACGCUCCGCGGGGGACAGACUGCACCAGCCUGUCUUCCUCUCCAGCUGUAGCAGAAAUGCAGCGCAGCCUUCAUCGCUCCGUCUUCAUGGUCUUCCUCAGGAUGGCCACCCAUAAAGAGUCGAAGGACAACUUCAUCACUCCUGCUGUGUUUGGGGAAAUUAUUUAUGACAACUUCCUGUUUGACAUUCCCAAAAUCCUGGACUUGUGUGUGCUGUUCGGCAGAGGGAAUUCUCAGCUGCUGCACAAAAUGAUCGAGAAUAUCUUCAGUCAGCAGCCCAGCUACUAUAAUGACCUGAAUGAAACGGUACCCUCUGUCAUUCAGGUAUUUGAUACAGUGUUGGAGAAGUGUGGAAUACACUCUGAGGAAACAGGUGCCAAUGAGCCGCUCAAACUGAAUACACACCCCCGUCACACUACCAUGACCAUGACAGAGGAGGACCUUGCUGACCUCAUCUUGUAUCUGUGUGACACCUGCACCACCAUACACUCUUUCCUGGACAUAUUCUCUGAGGCCUGCCCCACCUUUCACCAGCACGGCUUUCUCAACAGGUUGUCCUCUUUCUAUGAGGCGGUGGUGCCUGAUCUGGAGAAAGCAGUGAUUAAGAGAAACUUUGAUAAAUGUCUGCAGGAGGAUCUGUGGAGGAGAGUGUGUCACUCUCGUAGGAGAAUGGUGGAGAUUACACACCUGCUGCUGCAGCACACCUGUCUACAGCCUAUACUGGAGGGGUCUGAACACACAGCUUCUUUUGUAGAAGAUUUUCUUCAGACCUUCACAGCUUUCUUACAGGAGAAAAGGUUUUUAGCCGAUUAUGAUGAGUUGUUUCCAGUGGCUGAUGACAUCAGUCUGCUUCAGCAGGCUUUUCCUCACCUAGACGACACUCGGACGUCUUACCUGCUGCAGGCUGUGGAGUCGGCGUGGGACAGCACAGGAAAGAAACGGCCCGUUACCGCCUCGUCAGCCAAUCAGAGCAGAGAUGCCGGCAGCAAGACGAGCUGGGACACAGCACCAGCCAAGCUGGAGGCAGCAGGGGGCGGGGCUACAGCAGGGGCGGAGUUUAGAGGGGCGGAGGCUAUGAUGGACAUCCCUCGCAAAGGAUCUAAUGGGGCAGUGUGCACUGUGAGUGCUGGAGAGUUGGAGUCUCUGCUCACUCAUAUUCGUGAUCUGCUGCCGGAUCUGGGCGAGGGUUUCCUGCUGGCCUGUCUGGAGGAGUACGGCUACGACGGUGAACUGGUCAUCAACAACAUCCUGGAGGAUAAACUGGCUCCAGAACUCAAUAAACUGGACAGAUCCAUGCCCAGGCCUGUAAAAGAAGUGCAGCCCCCAGUGAUCACCUCCAGAUCUAAUGUGUUUGAUGAUGAUGAGUUUGACGUGUUCAACCGUGACCAAGUGGACAUGAGCCGCGUUUGGAAGGGCAGGAGAAAGGGGGAGAGUGUGCGUGAGAUGCUGAAUGAUAAGCGUCACGUUGAUGAACAGAGAGAUCGGUAUCGGAGCUACCAGACCGUCGUGGAUGAGAUUCCCAUAACAAGCGACCCGGCCGGGAAUCAGGGCGGAGCUUAUGGUUUUGAUGACUAUGAUGAUGAGUAUGAUGACACGUACGACAUCAACCAGGUGGGAGCUAACGAUCUGGACGAGGACGACGAGCUGCUAAACCGCAGGCCGUUCACCACACCGCAGGUGCUCAGUAUGGGGAGGAAGGGUGAAGAGGAGGAAGAGGAAGGAGAAGAGGAGGUGGAGGAGAAGGAAGACGCAGUAAAGCGGGAUCAGUUUGUGCAGGAUCCUGCGGUGCUCAGAGAACGAGCAGAAGCCAGAAGACUGGCCAUGCAGAACCGGAGAGGCUACAGGCCGCCACCUCAGAGCAAUGUAGUGGGCGGGCCUAAGGGGCGGGGCCAGACGCAGGAAACCACUCAGGAUCGCCGCAGGAAGGAAAUGAACAAGAGCCGAGGAGUCAAUCACAAUCGCCGAGCCAUGGCGGACAGGAAGAGGAAUAAAGGCAUGAUCCCGUCCUGAGAUACGGUCAUACGGAAACGUACGGAACUGACUGUGAUCAGAAGUGGAAGUGGAGGAUGCACUAAAUGUACCAGAUACUGAAUGUAGCAUCCAUUAAAUUAACUUAUCCUCGAAUUAAGAUCAAAGCAAAGAUUAAAAUUCAGAUUCAGAGUUAGAGUUCUGGAUAUUCAACAUUGGACCACGAACUUCUAUUGCAAAUGUUCGCGAGAACAUCAUCUGAUACCUUAUACACUCUUUUAACAAGAGUUCUGAGAAGAUUUCCGGUCUAAAACAUGUUUUAUAAAUUGCGUAUCAUUAAAGUAGUGGAUGGAUACAUUUGAAAUAUUCAGGGUGUUGUGUGGCAAAAAGUAGUCCCUGAAGAAAACGUGUAUUUGUUGAGAGAUAUUCCAUAUAAAGGUAAUAUAUAAAAUACUGUGCAUGUAUCCACUCCAACAUAUUGAUUUAAAAAAAGAUCAAUAAAAUGAUAUGUUGACAUGCCAGAAGUCAUGGGACAUCAAUAUGUCAAAAUGUCAAGACUUGGGAAUGCCGAUUUUUGAAGUUCUGGAGCUUUCUACAGCCACAGUGCAGUGGAUGGUAAUGAUCGUGGCCGGCGACAUCUGGCUAGAAUUGUCCAUGACAAAUGAUUACAAUUUUUAUUUUUUCUUGACAACCAUAAUUCUCACACUGAACUCGAUUCUGUGGAAUAAAUUCAGCUCAAACUCUACAUUUUUAAAGAAUUUAGAAAAUCAGGUGGAAUUCCCCUUUAAUGUCGUCACCACCGUAACAAAACCUCACCUUUAAACGAUACGUUCUUUUAAUUUAAAGGUGAACUCGUGAACUCCGGUGUGAAAUGGACUUGAGUUGUAGUGAAAUGUAAUAAUAAUAAGAUUUUGUGUUAAACAAACAAAAAAAAAAACCACGCUUAAUUAUUUGAGCCCCUCUAUAAUUAAUAACCAUAUUUGGAAAAUGUUAUUAGGCUUAUGUCUGUUUUAAUUUGUAAAGGGAAAAAAUGGGAAGGGCUUACUUAUAAAUAAAUGCAUUAAUAAUGUAGUACAUUAAUAAAUAACUGAGCUCUUUUCUUUAUUUUUAUACAUGGAUAUAUAUGGAAAAAAAUUGAAAAAUUGUAAUAAUUUGAUAUUUCUGAAUUUGUUCUAUUUAGUGAGUCUAAUGAGUUCUAAAUGGGUUUGAAUUAGUUCUACAGGGGUUCUAAUGAAUUCUAAAUAAAGUCUAAUGAAUCUA
Astyanax mexicanus (Mexican tetra) is the source of this 3639-nucleotide messenger RNA. It is a transcript of the gene ascc2, whose product is annotated as activating signal cointegrator 1 complex subunit 2. Lineage: Eukaryota; Metazoa; Chordata; Actinopteri; Characiformes; Acestrorhamphidae. The transcript has 19 exons. The record is from RefSeq and is a predicted model, not a curated record. The coding region runs from base 124 to 2421 and encodes 765 amino acids. Gene Ontology annotation, biological process: regulation of DNA-templated transcription. Gene Ontology annotation, molecular function: ubiquitin binding.